AGCCGCAGACACGCUGGUGCGACACGGCGUGGAGGCAGACGGACUCACAGCAGCAGCAGCAGUAUCAGCGUCGGGUGGAUCCUGCAGAGGUUUGCUGCAUCCUGACGGUGAUCAUGAGACACAAAACAUCUGUCACGAUGUGAACGUUAAAUUCUUAAAUGGAGCUUCGUCUCCCGCUGCGCGUUCCCGCGCUCAUUCCCGCAAUCGGUGGUGAGACGGAGCUGCUGCGGGCGGAGGGUGUGAGUCCGGACCGGAGAAGAGCCUCCCGCUGCGGAUGAUGUGUUUUUCCUGCCCGCCGUCUUCCCUCCUCUCCCGGUGAACGUCGUGCUGAAGGGUUCCGUCAAACCGUUUUCUCUCAAACAGAACCACAACCAGAACUAGGACUAGAACCGAGGCCGAGCCAAGAUGAAGUUUCCCACCGAAAAUCCGAGAAAACCAGGGACCGUGAACCCCCCACCAGUGGCGGUCCAGACCAACAUGGUCCUCCCUAAGAAGGUCCAGCCAGGCAUGCUUCAGUCCAGUCUGGUCCAGGCCAGUGUGGCCACCAUGCAGAACCCGAUGGGCUGUGCCGUGCCGCGGCUCUCUGUCUCCACGCGCCCCGCCAGCGUGGUGGCCAGCAUGGAGGCGGUGGUGGAUGGCUCAGUGCCCUUCGCCAUGAUGAAGUUGAAGACGGUGCUUGCAGUAUUUGUGGUGGUAGUGCUCUACCUGAUGGGAGGGGGGCUGGUGUUCCGGGCGCUGGAGCAGCCAUUUGAAAACAACCAGAAGAUCACCAUCACAGCAGAGAAGGCCGCCUUCCUCAACAAACACCCGUGUGUGUCCCGCGACGAGCUGGAAGCUCUCAUCAAGCACUCUGUGGACGCUGUGAACGCCGGCGUGAGUCCUAUCAGUGACACGUCGUAUAACUCGAGUCACUGGGACCUGGGCAGCUCCUUCUUCUUCGCUGGGACGGUCAUCACAACUAUAGGUUAUGGAAACAUUGCUCCAAGCACUGAGGGGGGGAAGAUCUUCUGCAUCCUGUAUGCCAUAUUUGGUAUUCCUCUGUUUGGCUUCCUGCUGGCGGGCGUUGGCGAUCAGCUAGGAACCAUUUUUGUGAAAAGCAUUGCAAAGGUGGAGAAAAUGUUCAGAAACAAACACAACCAGAUCAGUCAGACUAAGAUCCGUGUGGCCUCCACCCUGCUCUUCAUCCUGGCGGGCUGCAUCCUCUUCGUCACCAUCCCCGCGGUGAUCUUCCAGCACAUUGAGGGCUGGUCAGCGCUUGACUCCACGUACUUCGUGGUCAUCACGCUGACCACGGUCGGGAUCGGAGAUUAUGUGGCAGGAGGGGACCGUCGUACUGAGUACAGUCAGUGGUACCGUCCUCUGGUCUGGUUCUGGAUCCUGGGGGGUCUGGCGUACUUUGCCGCGGUGCUGAACAUGAUUGGAGACUGGCUGAGGGUUUUGUCCAAGAAGACGAAGGAGGAGGUUGGAGAGAUUAAAGCUCACGCUGCAGAGUGGAAAGCUAAUGUGCGAGCAGAGUUCAGGGAGACGCGUCGGCGGAUGAGCGUGGAGGUCCAUGACAAGCUUCAGCGUGCCGCCACCAUCCGUAGCAUGGAGCGGCGACAGCUGGGAUUGGACCAGCGCGCUGUGUCGCUGGACAUGUUGUCCCCAGAGCGCCGCGCCAUCUUCAACAGCUUGGACACCAACAACUGCAAGACCUCCUCCCAGGAGAGCAUCGACAUCAAGCUCAACAACCUCCGCCUGCGAGGGGCGGAGCACUGCGAUCGCCACUCUGACCACAAGACCACAUCCGAGGACAACAUCUUCAACCGGCUAGGCUCCGUCACCAAACUCACUAAACGCAGUCGGAACCGAGAGCUGAAGAAGAACAUCCCAGAUGAGACCCGCCGGCCGCACAGUGAGAUCUACAGCUGUGGCACGCCUAUCUUCGACUGCAGCACGCAAUCCGCUGACGAAGGAAAGAGGAAGGAUGAGGGAGACGACGACAGAGAAGACAAGGAGUGCAACACAAGCUUGUCUGAUUUCCCGCUGUUCGUAGAAGCGUGUAAAGCUCAGAACGGGUUUAACAUCGAGACCAAAGAGUCUGAGAGCGAGAAAAAGCCUCAAACCUCGGAGCUGCAGAUUGAGAUAGACCCAUAGACAGAGAGAGGUUUGAAACUCACCCAUCAGUGCCUUAUGUCUCUUAUUCAUGAUAAAGGAGGUCAACAGCUGCCCUUGUGUGCUGUAAACUGUGACUUCACACUUUCACUGUGCUUUAUUCACAUGCAAUGUUUGUGCCGAGAAACAGGUGAAAAUGAAAACAGCUCAGGUCUCAGUGUUUCUGCACGGUCAUCACAGCAUACAUCUGUUUUCCCUGUAUGAAUAAUUUCAUUCAUGACUUGACUCAUGAUUCCAGAUGGGGUUAGGGGUUAUGUCGUUUUUGACCCUAACCCUAACCCUGUUUGACCGGGACUCUGACGAGUUGUUUCAUGACCACACCAUCACUUACUCACGUAUCACAGGAUGAACCAAUCAGUGACCUAGCUGCUGAACUUUAACAAAUACAUAAUUUUUACUCUUUAGUUUACCAAGAGGCUAGAUUAUAGCUUCAUGUUUAUCUAAUGAACCCUGGGCAUCAGGUAUCAGUCUUUGGACUGGACACACAGUGUGAUGGACAGAAUUCUCUGUCAGUUUAUGGAUCAAACUUCUGAAUCAUUUAUUUUUCACAUUUCUUACAUUGAACAUGAAGCUGCUGCAUUGUCUCUCUCAACACUUACAGAGAUUAAAAAAAAGAAGUGAAACUUACUGAUAACUUGAUUCUUUUCUCACCGAUUAAGUCAGAGCUGAGUCACGUCACGCUUAGAUAUAAGGUGCAACUGCUGCCUCUGUUGGAACUACCUCAGCUGCUGACACACAAACAGAGCUGGACUGUUUUAUUCUUUGUCUGUGAUGGGUUUGUUUUUCUCUUAAGAUGUGAGGGGUAGGGUGGAUCAGUGAGGACCAGGGUUAGGGGAUUGGGUCAGGUGGGUAAGGAUGGAUCAGUGAGGACCAGGGUUAGGGGUUUGGGUCAGGGGGGUAAAGAUGGAUCAGUGAGGACCAGGGUUAGGGGUUUGGGUCAGGGGGGUAAAGAUGGAUCAGUGAGGACCAGGGUUUGGGGUUUGGGUCAGGGGGGUAAGGAUGAAUCAGUGAGGACCAGGGUUUGGGUCAGGGGGGUAAGGAUGGAUCAGUGAGGACCAGGGUUAGGGGUUUGGGUCAGGGGGGUAAGGAUGAAUCAGUGAGGACCAGGGUUUGGGUCAGGGGGGUAAGGAUGAAUCAGUGAGGACCAGGGUUUGGGUCAGGGGGGUAAGGAUGGAUCAGUGAGGACCAGGGUUAGGGGUUUGGGUCAGGGGGGUAAGGAUGAAUCAGUAAGGACCAGGGUUUGGGUCAGGGGGGUAAGGAUGGAUCAGUGAGGACCAGGGUUAGGGGUUUGCGUCAGGGGGGUAAGGAUGGAUCAGUGAUGGAAAUAGAUGACCGUGUUUCAUUCAACUGGACCUGAGUUGUAUUAAAUCUAAAACAGAAAUGUGUUCGCUGUCAGUCAGGAAAGUUCAGACUCACACUGUUGGAGGAUGAAUGAAGGCCAAUGAUGCAGAAAAAAAGAAAAGGUUAUUAAAAUACAAUGUGUAACAUUUAAUGUACGCCAAAGAGACGAGUGAAAAGGUCAGAUGUCGAGAUCUAUGACACUCUGAAAAAACUCUUGGAGGAGUAGCUGAAAAGAAGCGUGACGUUGAUCCUUCAUGCCUGUGUCCGUUUAUGCUUCAUAAUGAAACUUUUAAUGUCGAUGUUGUAAAACACGCCUCAUGUUGUCUGUGCAUGGCGAUACCUGUGUCAUAUGACCACAUGUGACAUCAUGUGACCUCAUCAAACUGAUGUCUCAGGGCUCGUUGUCCUCGUGUGUCGUCCGUCAUUGAGAGAGGAUGAUGAUGCUCGUGUUGUUUAGAAAAGAAAGAAAAGCCAUAAAGGAGGAACGAAUCACUCUGAACAGAGUGAGGGACGAGGAGGUGAUGUCACUGUGAGGUCAUCAGAUGUCACUGAACAUAUAUUGUCCACCUCUGAUCACACUUCACCAUCUCCACUGACUCAACAAACAUCACAUGGAAGGUUCUGGAGAAAAAACCUGGAAAAUGCACGUCAACAAACUUUAGGGAGACUGGAUGGACGCCUGAUUGGCUGAGACACCUGUCAAUCAAAUGUACUUCCUCUGGUGACUGUGUCUCCUCCAUCAUGAGGCAAAAUAGACAAGAAAAAAAACGUCCUGUUAAAAGCUUAAAGGUCAUCACAGGAAUGUUUUAAGCUGGAGUUUUAACCUGGUGGCCAUCCGUGGAAGUACACGUUAAAGACUUUCAGCCAUGUUGGCUGACUGAGUGACGGACACAAAUAUGACUUCAUGAAGAAAGUGACAUUACAUAACUAUAAAUGUAAACUGAUUGUACUGAGAGAUAAUACUCUGUUUCUCACACACCUGAAUGUUACACUGUCAGUGUAUUUGAACACACAUGCCACUCAUUGAACACACACACACACACACACACACACACACACACACACACACACACACACACACACUUUGUGUGAACACACACUCUUUGUAUACACAGUCACAGACACACACAUACACACACUAACGCUCUGAUCACAAAGUGAAGCUUCAUCAGGACUACAUUUUUUAAAGCUCGUAAAAACUACAAAUAUGUCAACACUUAAAAAACAGACGUGUAAUAAAAAGGCAUGCUCGACUGCAACACUAAAAACAUGUUUAAAAUGUUGAAUGUAAACAAAUACUGGGGGAGGAGGAGGGAGGGAGGAGGAGGAAGAGGAUCGAAAUGACGAUGAAGACACUCUCCAUGUUCUCCUGCCUGCCCGUGUCAUGCACACUCUGCACAUGCUCAGUACGCUGCUCACAGUGUCUUUACAUCAGAUGUAGUGAUCAUCUUUUAAAAUAAAGAUCACUGAAUACAGA
This is a messenger RNA of Labrus bergylta (ballan wrasse), 4972 nucleotides long. The record is from RefSeq and is a predicted model, not a curated record. NCBI's taxonomy places the organism in Eukaryota, Metazoa, Chordata, Actinopteri, Labriformes, Labridae.